AUGUUCCAAAGAAAUCUCACGUGGAAGAGCUUUGUCCAAAGCAAAGAGGGCGCAUGUUUACUCAUAAACGCCUCGCCCAUUCAGGGAGGGAUCAUUGGAGACUCGCGGUGCAGAGCCAGUCUAGCGCAACCUCUGUGCCGAAUACAAAAACCUGUUAACUGCAAAGGCAACGUGUUUGGUUAUUUGAGCAGUCCUCAGAAUUUGACUCUUCAUACGCUGAACACUCAUUACAUUCUGCAAUGGGACUGGGGUCAUGAGACGGCUUUGAAUGAGACUGUUACUUUCACCGCACAGUAUAUAGCGCAGUAUAAGAUCCGGAGGUCCACUCAAAGCAAGAACUGGAAAUCUGUGUGUGUAAAUGUGGUGGAGCGACGAUGUGACUUCACAGACACUAAUCUGUUUUACUUUGGCAUGUUCCUGCUGCGUGUGCAGGCUAAAUCAGCUCGGCAGUCUUCGCUUUGGGUCCAAAUCGAGUUCUGUCCUGAUAAACAUGCUGCUAUAGGUCCCCCAUCCAGUGUGCAGCUGAACUCAAUCAUAGAUGGUUUAGAGAUUAUUGUUGCCGACCCUCUAGACAACACUAACCAGUCUAUGAAGAACCUUGUACAAAAUAUGAAGUACCUCAUCCAUUACUGGAAGAAACAUGAAGAUGUGCAGAAAGCUGAUUUCUUGUCGACCAAAAAUAAUGUUGUGACAUUGUCUAAGCUGGACAAAUGGACAUGGUAUUGUGUAAUAGUUCAGACCCACUGUGAAUUCUACAACAAAAGCAGUGUCUAUAGUGACACACACUGCAUGCAGACAGGAGGAGAAAUUACAAACCUGACGAUAUUUUUGUACUUCCUGAUGUCUCUGGUGCUGUUUUUUUUUGUAUUCCUGGUAUUGUUUUUCGGCUCCUACAAGACUUACAAGAUACUAAAGAGCAUCUUUUACCCAUCUAUUACAUUUCCAUCGUACAUCCUGGAGCACAGGGCAGCAGACUCCGACAUGCCAAGGCUGUUGAUUCCUGAGGCAGAGAUAUUCUGUGAGCACUUGGACAUUACCAGUGCUGAGGUGAACGAUGCGAUCACAGUGAUGGAACAAGAUCAGGCCAUAGAAACACACGGCCAACAUGACAGUGGAGAUUCAGGCUUCAUCUCUACGGAGGAGGAUUCGUGUCAUAAAGAGCACAGCCUGACACGACCCAUCAAACACAAUGAAUUCCACGUGGAAGACAUGUGUAAGAUGAACCACAGAGAAGAGAUACAGAUGGGAUGAUGGGAGUUCUUUUUUUGUAACGAUGAACACCGCUGCAAAAUGAAGAAUCAACUGUUUAAGGCACUCGCAAGCAAAUUCACUUCUUUCACGAAAUGUUCAAAUCAGCUGUAGCAUAAUUCUCUUUGCAUUUGUCCAUUGGUCUUUAAUCCAGAGCAGCAUACAAAAAGAACAUUAUAAGCAAUUGCAGAGCUUUUGUUAUGUUUAAAUUUAAAUAUGACAGUUCUUUGUAUAUGAUUCCUAUCCAUCAUUUUCUUCACAUCUCCAUGAAGGACGCCAUUAUAGCGACUGACUUUCUGUUGGAUCCUUUGCGGUUCCGUUUAGUAUUUUUUAUUAGUCCGAGAACGUUACUGAUUAUGGUUAAUUGUAAAGGAUCGGCAAUUCACAGGCUUUCACAACAGGACACAUUCCUGGACUCCUCAACAUUUCAGACUCAAACAGCAGCACACCUAGAGUAUUUCUAUUAAAAUGUUGCUUUCUGGACUCGGUCACGACAUGUGAACUUUCUUUUCUAUAAAGCAUUAUAUUCCUAGCGAUGGGUCCGUUAGCUUAAACCUGCCAUGAUCCGAGCUUAUUUCAUGUUAGGAAGAUUAGAUUGUGACCUUGGUGCAUUAUUAUCUACUUUAUUAUAAAAGUAGAAAUCAUUUCAAAUAUGUCAGAUAUAUUGAUUUUAGUAUAAGUUUGUAAUGCAAAAAAGGAAUUGGAUUAAUGAGGAAAUAAAGUUGACUGACUACUGUAAUCUUU
Triplophysa dalaica is the source of this 1992-nucleotide messenger RNA. RefSeq names its product interferon alpha/beta receptor 1b-like. The record is from RefSeq and is a predicted model, not a curated record. NCBI's taxonomy places the organism in Eukaryota, Metazoa, Chordata, Actinopteri, Cypriniformes, Nemacheilidae. Gene Ontology annotation, molecular function: protein binding; interferon receptor activity. The transcript has 8 exons. Bases 1 to 1251 code for a protein of 416 amino acids.